This is a messenger RNA of Knipowitschia caucasica, 699 nucleotides long. The record is from the annotation of a GenBank genome assembly. NCBI's taxonomy places the organism in Eukaryota, Metazoa, Chordata, Actinopteri, Gobiiformes, Gobiidae.
AUGAGGAGACAGACCAUGAGGAGACAGACCAUGAGGAGACAGACCAGGAGGAGACAGACCAUGAGGAGACAGACCAGGAGGAGACAGACCAGGAGACAGACCAUGAGGAGACAGACCAGGAGGAGACAGACCAGGAGGAGACAGACCAUUUGGAGACAGACCAUGAGGAGACAGACCAGGAGGAGACAGACCAUGAGGAGACAGACCAGGAGGAGACAGACCAUGAGGAGACAGACCAGGAGGAGACAGACCAGGAGGAGACAGACCAGGAGGAGACAGACCAGGAGGAGACAUACCAUGAGGAGACAGACCAUGAGGAGACAGAGCAGGAGGAGACAGACCAGGAGGAGACAGACCAUGAGGAGACAGACCAUGAGGAGACAGACCAUGAGGAGACAGACCAUGAGGAGACAGACCAGGAGGAGACAGACCAUGAGGAGACAGACCAGGAGGAGACAGACCAGGAGACAGACCAUGAGGAGACAGACCAGGAGGAGACAGACCAGGAGGAGACAGACCAGGAGGAGACAGACCAGGAGGAGACAGACCAUGAGGAGACAGACCAGGAGGAGACAGACCAGGAGACAGACCAUGAGGAGACAGACCAUGAGGAGACAGACCAUGAGGAGACAGACCAGAGGAGACAGACCAGGAGGAGACAGACCAGGAGGAGACAGACCAGGAGGAGACAGACCAUGA